AUGCUCUGCCAACCCACACUGUCUGAAAGCAGGCAGCACCGAAUUAUAUCAAAUAUUUUAUUUUCACUGAGUAAUAGUAGUUUUUCUGUUCUGUGUGCAGGUGUUGCCAGUCAGGCAUCGAGGCAGUUUAGUUUUAAAACUGGAGCAUCUGUCACCAUCCCGUGUCGUUAUGAUAGGACAUAUAUACAACAUAAGAAAUACUGGUGCUUUCACGCUUCUGAAGCAUACAAUUACUGCAAAAUUCAGGCGUAUGCCAAUGAGACACAGGGGAAAGUGACAGUGACUGAUAACCCAGCUGAGAGUCUCUUUACUGUGACUAUGAAUAAUCUCCAGACAGAAAACACUGGAACGUACUGGUGUGCUGUAGAGAUAGGUGGAAUAAUGGAGGUGGAUGAUUACGAAGCCCUUCAUAUCACAGUGAAAUCAGAUCCUGAUCUGUCUGUGAUGGAGAGCAGAGUGAGUGGUGUGGAAGGAGGCAGCGUCACAGUCCAGUGUAACUACUGCACUGAGUAUCGGAAUAAACAGAAGCAGUGGUGCAGAUUUAUAGACAGCCGCUGCAACAAUAUGGGGAGGACUGCCACAUCCCAGAAUUCAGCAGUGAACCUCAGUGAUGAUGGGAGAGGAUCCUUCAGUGUGCAGAUGAGUGGACUGAAGAAGAGUGAUGCUGGCUGGUACUGGUGCAGUGCAGGAGAUCUGCAGGUUCCUGUUCACAUCAGUGUCGGUGAUCCACCUCCAGGUAUUAUCACAUGCACUGACCUCUACUUUAACAAAUGA
This is a messenger RNA of Ictalurus punctatus (channel catfish), 774 nucleotides long. Its product is annotated as polymeric immunoglobulin receptor-like. Bases 1 to 774 code for a protein of 257 amino acids. The record is from RefSeq and is a predicted model, not a curated record. The transcript is spliced from 3 exons. Lineage: Eukaryota; Metazoa; Chordata; Actinopteri; Siluriformes; Ictaluridae.